Messenger RNA from Quercus robur (English oak), 1807 nucleotides. RefSeq names its product protein CANDIDATE G-PROTEIN COUPLED RECEPTOR 7. The transcript has a single exon. Gene Ontology annotation, cellular component: membrane; Golgi apparatus. Lineage: Eukaryota; Viridiplantae; Streptophyta; Magnoliopsida; Fagales; Fagaceae. The record is from RefSeq and is a predicted model, not a curated record. Bases 208 to 1527 code for a protein of 439 amino acids. Gene Ontology annotation, biological process: transport.
AUAUUUUUCAAUAUUUUCAAAAAAUACAAACAUAAAACAACGUUUCGGCCGUCGAUUUCCACGAUUCUUGAGCUCUCCGUAGACUUUGCUCUCAAGUCGGUUCAACAAUUGUCUUCACAAAUUGAUCCAACACCAUAUAUCCAUAUAUAUAAUCUUACUUUUAGAUCUGGGAGUUCUCUCUCUCCCACACCUCAGCGCUCAGAUCUAAUGGCUCUGUCUCUGUCCUCCCGCUCCGUUUUCCUUUCCUUCCUUCUCUUCCUCUCUCUUUCCCUCUCCUUCGCUGAGAUCCGUGACACCCAGAUCCGAUCCGACGUCCGCCCCAUAAUCCCAUUCGACGAGUUCGGGUUCACCCACACGGGUCGCCUCGAACUCAACGUGUCUGGGAUCGCUAUAUCCGACCCGAAUGUGGACCUGUCAAAAGUCGGGUUCUUUCUCUGUACCCGAGACGCAUGGAUGCACGUGCUCCAGCAACUCGAAGACGGAGAAGUCACGUGCGCCCUCCUCUCCGAUUUGGUCAAGCCGGUUUUCACUUUCUCAAACCUGAAGAAAAACGGCGACAGCUUCAGUACAGUUUUUAUCGAGACCGACGCCGAUCAGUUCACGCUGGUUUUCGCCAACUGUUUCGGGAACCAGCUCAAGGUUUCGAUGGAUGUGAGAUCGGCGAUGUACAAUCUCGACGGGAAGAGUCAACGGCGUGACUAUCUCUCCGCCGGGAAAACGAUUUUGCCUAGGGUUUACUUCUUGUUAUCCUUGGGCUAUUUCUUCCUCGCCGGACUUUGGAUCUCCGUUUUGUACAAGAAGCGAUUGACCGUGUUCCGCAUCCAUUUCUUCAUGCUCGCGGUUCUGAUUCUCAAAGCUCUGAAUCUCCUCUGUGAAGCCGAAGACAAAUCGUACAUCAAGCGCACCGGUAGCGCUCACGGUUGGGACGUGUUGUUCUAUAUCUUCAGUUUCUUGAAAGGAAUCACGCUCUUCACGCUGAUCGUUUUGAUCGGAACUGGAUGGUCGUUUUUGAAGCCGUAUUUGCAAGAUAAGGAGAAGAAGGUUUUGAUGAUUGUGAUUCCUUUACAGGUUGUGGCGAAUAUAGCUCAGGUCGCGAUCGAUGAGAGCGGUCCCUUCGCGCAAGAUUGGGUUACGUGGAAGCAGAUCUUCUUGCUCGUCGAUGUGGUGUGUUGCUGUGCGGUUUUGUUCCCUAUCGUUUGGUCGAUUAAGAAUCUCAGAGAAGCCGCGAGGACUGACGGGAAAGCCGCGGUGAAUUUGAUGAAAUUGACUCUGUUUAGGCAGUACUACAUUGUUGUGAUUUGCUACAUUUACUUCACGCGUGUUGUGGUUUAUGCGUUGGAGACUAUUACUUCGUAUCGGUACCUCUGGACGAGUGUGGUGGCUGGAGAGUUAGCCACGCUUGCAUUCUACGUGUUUACAGGGUUGAAGUUCAAGCCCGAGGCACACAAUCCAUAUUUCGUGAUCGAUGAUGAGGAGGAAGAGGCUGCAGCCGAGCAAUUGAAGCUUGAGGAUGAGUUUGAAUUGUGAGUGCAGGAAAAGAGAUUUUGGGAUGGUGCAGUGUGAUCAAAUUGGGGAAAGCUGAGGUAGAAAAAACAAAAAUUCAAACUAUUACGAUUUAUAAUGUGGGUCUUUUGUUAAAUUUUAUUAUCAUAUAUGUGUUACUGUUUCUUAAUGUUGCUUGAUCUGCUGUGCCUGUUAAUUUUGAGUUUUAGUAGGAUAAUUUCAUAGACUCGUGUGCCUGUGAAGAACUGGAUAGUUUGUGUAUAUGUUUAAGUAAGUGGUAAUACUAGAUACUUUUGCAAUCAAA